Klebsormidium nitens is the source of this 1358-nucleotide messenger RNA. The record is from the annotation of a GenBank genome assembly. Lineage: Eukaryota; Viridiplantae; Streptophyta; Klebsormidiophyceae; Klebsormidiales; Klebsormidiaceae.
GCAACACCUUGAAGGCAUGGCAGGCGCUGGGUCUGCUGAUGGCGAUGGGGUAGCGCCUGCAGAGCUGCAAACGAUGCCCCUCUCCUCGUUUGAGGACUUUCAUGUGGACGGAGUCCUGUCAGAAGGGGCGCGCACAAAGACAGUGACAAUCCUGGGAAGGUUUGCUGGUAAACCAGGUGAGGCUAUCGUCACCCUGGAGCGGCAGCAUUUUGACGCGGAGGCGCUCCCCCGCUGGCUGAGCAGGAACACCCUCCUCACAAACACCCUGCACAACGACAUCUACUGCAAGUAUCUAGGCGUUUCGAGCCAGGCAGACCUCUCCGCAAUCAACGUCAACGUCAUAUAUCCAGCCACUGAGAAGCACAUCCUCAAGUACAGCACUCAAAAGUCCGUGCUCGUGAAAGAAACCGCUGCAGCCUAUGCAGCGGUCACGCGGCCAUACAUUGAGUCUCAAGGGGCUGAACGACUGCAGUGGGUGUAUAAUAUCCUGGAGAAAAAGGCGGAAGCAGAGCGGCUCAUUUAUGAAGACCCAGACCCGCAGCUGGGGUUCACCCUCCACCCCGACCUCAAAUGGGACCAGAAACAAGUAGACUCUCUGCACUGUGUCGCAAUCGUCCACCGGCGGGACCUGCACUCCCUGCGCGAUCUCACCCCAGCGCACCUGCCCCUCCUCAAGAAUCUGCAGGCGAAAGCAACUCAAGCCAUCACGUCAAAGUACGGCGCUUCGGCGAAUGAGCUGCGGUGCUACGUGCACUACCAGCCGAGCUACUACCACUUCCACCUCCACAUCACGCACCUGCAACUAGACGAGGGUCACGGCAUGGCGGCCGGGAAAGCGCACCUCCUGGAAGAUAUCAUCGACAACCUUGAAGUCUUCGGCGAGCACGAGUACUACCAGAAGCGUACUUUGUACUAUAGUAUAGGCACCAACGAUCCGCUUUUCAAGCGAUUUCAGGAGCACAGGGACUCCCAAGUUGGCUCGAAGCGGCUGAAACUCAAUUUGUAACUUGUUGCUAUACUUCGGAGUAGCGCGUAUUUCCAUAAGUGAAGACUGCAGUGUUUCUAUGGACGCAGCCGGGCCAUAGCGAGAGACGUCAAAUGGUAACUGCCCUUCUUCCAGGCAGAAACCACAAUGUGUCGAUAAUCUAUAGCUUGCAGGGGCCAGAACAUAAUCCAACAGGGACGUGCAUAUCAGAUGUUGCUCUGCUCUUAUCAUGACGCAGCCCAGUCUAACGCCAUGCUCAACGUUUCGUCUGCGAUCCAUCGGUUGACGAGGUCUGAUGGAAUCACGAAACGAAGUCCGCACAAUUUUUGAUGGGACACUAGUGCAGCUGCAGUGCACAUUUGAAAAGGACCAG